Messenger RNA from Capsicum annuum, 1378 nucleotides. RefSeq lists its product as uncharacterized. The record is from RefSeq and is a predicted model, not a curated record. The transcript has 7 exons. Gene Ontology annotation, cellular component: BAT3 complex. NCBI's taxonomy places the organism in Eukaryota, Viridiplantae, Streptophyta, Magnoliopsida, Solanales, Solanaceae. Bases 436 to 1248 code for a protein of 270 amino acids. Gene Ontology annotation, molecular function: polyubiquitin modification-dependent protein binding; misfolded protein binding.
UCUUAUCAAAUCGAGCUUUCAUACAGAUCGACCUAAGUUAAUUUUGAUUGGUCGACUCCUUUUUUCCUUUAUAGCUAUCAGAUGAAGAUAGUAAGUACUAUAGACUUUUUGCCUCUUAAUUUGCUCUUAUUAUUUGUAAAUUCUUUCCCUAUUGGAUAUUUAACACUAAUUAGAUGUUCAACAUGGUGAUACUUUGCAUCUGGUUUGCACCGCCCCAGGCAAGUCAUCCAGUGCUAGUUCAUCCGGCCGCCCAGGUGCUAGCCAUAGCACGGGUACUGAAGGAAUCUCACCCGGUACUCAAUGGUUAAGUGAUGCAGUUAUGCUAUCUUUUAAAGUGUUAAUAGUAUUUUCUUGAGAUUUGUAAUUUAGCUAACAUUCUGGUUGUUGUAGGAAAUCUCUGCCGCCAUAGAAACUUUGUCGCAAUAUCUCAAUAAUAUGAGACAAGAAUAUAAUGUAAAUGGAAUAGAGAACAAUAUGAAUGAGGUACUCGAAAGUGCAUCCAAUCCAUCCGCUCCAUCACAAGGAAAUCCAGUGGGUGAACAAUUAGCAAGACUGUUGUCGUCCACUAGGGAUAUGCUUAUAAACCAAACUUCACGUUUCUUUCUUGAAUUGGAAGGGGAUCUGCGCCAAAAUCUAAAUUUGGAUGAUCCGCACGUGCGCCACAGAACCGAGUCUAAUGCACACAGAAACAGAUCACUUUUAGACAAUCUAAGUGCAUAUUUUCACGAACUUGGUCGUGUAAUGAUGCAAGUCCAAGUGGGUGAAAAUGGGGACGAAGGUUCAAGGCUGCUCCCAACAGCACCACGUGAGACACUUAAUGUUGAAGACAUGACUAGCAAUUUUCGAACUCUAGCUUCUCGUCAUCCACGUGAGCAAGCUAGGGCUGACAUUAGUCAGCGGAUCAAUUCUGAACUUACAAAUGAGAAUGGACAACCAGCACCCAGUUACACUAUACGUGGAAUCAUUUUCACCUCAUACCCUAUGAUACCAACAAUGCCAUCAUCUGAUCAACGGGAAGCCCGGGUGCCACGUCCAAACAACGAAGAAUUAACACAGGAAGUUACUGAAAUGUUAAGAGAUAUAUUAUUCAAUGGUGGACUUCAAGUAGGAGAAGAUGCUACAGAUGAGGAAAUUGAGGACUCAGCGGAAGGUUCAUCUUCUGGACCUACAAGUGAUCAUGAAUCAGCUGAUGAAUCUGAUAAUGAAGAUGUUAGGACCACUGAAAGCCCGUCACCUGCAACACAAUGAAGGGUAUUAUUUUUGUAAAAUUCAAGUUUCGUUCCUUUCUGUUAUGCUGGUGGUCUAGCUCUUCAAUCCUCUCUAGAUAACACAUUUUCCUGUUAUUUAUCCUUUUCAUUGAUAAUCGCACUUCGGAGAG